AUGGCUGCCCCUCCUUCACGCGGCGAUUCGCCAAAUGAUGACCCUACGGCUGAUUCUUCCGACUCAACGCAGGAGCCAACCGAUGCAACGACGCCGGAGCUACCGUCAAGCCACAACGCCAGCUCCCCAGAUGAUAAAUGUGUGAUUUGCUUGGAACUAGUAGAGAACAAAGCAUCCCCAGAUGGCUGCCAUCACCACUUCUGCUUCUCCUGCCUUGUUGAGUGGUCCAAAGUCAAAGACUCAUGUCCCCUCUGUAUGCAGCGGUUCGGAAGCAUCAUCCACAACGUCCGCUCACAGGAAGACCACGACCGUUACUUCAUCAGAGAACAGCAAAGCUCCUCGAUAUUGUCGUUAAUUGGUUCUGCGCGAACACUUUCGAUACCCGUAGAAAUAAUUUCCCAGCUACAACUGGGACGUAUACUAAGACAAGAAUAUGAAGGGCAAUCACGCCUGCCCCAUGCAACCUUCCCCAACGCUCUUAGGGGACCCCACACGAGCGUUGAGAGGCUUCAUCAGUACAUUAGCGACCUGUGGGCUGUACCCAACAUCCCGAACUCUCGCCAUGUGUCCCCAGAGUUCUACUGCGCGAAUCCACGUCAAGUUGACCAUCUCGUCCACUGGCUCAACCGCGAUCUAAACGCACUGAUGGAUCACAACGAAACGCGUGUAUCGGAUGCUUCAAAUAAUGUGCUAUCUCUAAUCUUGAAUUUGGACAACAGGCAUCCAGACUUUUCCCGAAGGGUACAACCUUUGCUGAACGCGUACACGGAGCCCUUUGUUCAGGAGUUUUAUUCGUUUGCAAGUCCAGUGUUUGAAACCAUUAACGAAUACGAUCGUAGCACAAUUUACGCUGCGCGCCACUACGCAUUCGCAGCGGCAAACCCCGUCGAUUGUUUCAGACUGGUCUUGCGGGACUCUAGACGAGCGUCCGCUCCAAUAGCAUCUACUGCACCAGCUGCCGUAACGCACGACACGCCUCAGCCAGGCCCCAGCGUCCAUGCUGCUCCAACGGUGCCGGCGGUCACAUCAAGCACGGGCAACGGUAGCAACUCUCACAGCUCGAACUGCGUCGUGAUGACAGUGCGAAACCCGCUCAGGGACAGAACUCCCACGAUGACGAUAUCUUCGCAAGUGACAUCGUACGUCCGUGCGACCAGGGUGGCGGACCGAGUAACUCAAGUUGCACAAUCGGAUGAUUGCAGGCCUCUCGAUCAUCGUGCCACAAACGACCCGUCUUCGAGUGAUGAAAGUGCGGAGUAG
This is a messenger RNA of Rhipicephalus sanguineus (brown dog tick), 1260 nucleotides long. Its product is annotated as E3 ubiquitin-protein ligase Topors. Lineage: Eukaryota; Metazoa; Arthropoda; Arachnida; Ixodida; Ixodidae. The record is from RefSeq and is a predicted model, not a curated record. Gene Ontology annotation, biological process: protein polyubiquitination; protein monoubiquitination. Gene Ontology annotation, molecular function: ubiquitin protein ligase activity. The transcript has a single exon. Bases 1 to 1260 code for a protein of 419 amino acids.